This is a messenger RNA of Catharus ustulatus (Swainson's thrush), 1540 nucleotides long. RefSeq names its product zinc finger CCHC-type containing 9 (gene ZCCHC9). Gene Ontology annotation, molecular function: nucleic acid binding; zinc ion binding. Bases 92 to 769 code for a protein of 225 amino acids. The transcript has 5 exons. NCBI's taxonomy places the organism in Eukaryota, Metazoa, Chordata, Aves, Passeriformes, Turdidae. The record is from RefSeq and is a predicted model, not a curated record.
AUCACCGCGCGCGUUGCCGGGCCCGCAGCUCCCCUGUCCCUGUCCCUUCCCCUGUCCCUGUCCCGUCCUUUCCCGUCCCUUUCCCGCUGCCAUGACCCGCUGGGCCCGGCGGAACGCCCCGCCCGAGGCCCGGGCGCUGCCCGCCACCCCCUGGGAGCAGCUGAGCGCCGAGCCGGAGCCCAAGAGGAGGAGGAGGAAAAAGGAGUACGAGAACCAGGAUGUGAACGGGUUCGGGCAGCGGCUGCAGCAGCAGCAGCAGGAGGAGGAGGAGGCGCUGAGGAAGGACAGGCGGAGGGAGAGCAGGAGGCUGAGGAGGCAGGAGAGGAAGAAGAACGCCAUGGUGUGUUUCCACUGCAGAGAGCCUGGCCACGGCGUGGCUGAUUGUCCUGCGGUGCUGGAGAGCCAGGACAUGGGGACAGGGAUCUGCUACCGCUGUGGAUCCACGGAGCACGACCUCAGCAAGUGCAGAGCCAAGGUGGAUCCAGCUGCCGGGUCGCUUCCCUAUGCGAAAUGUUUCAUCUGUGGUGAGAUGGGGCAUCUGUCGAGGUCGUGUCCGGAUAAUCCCAAGGGAUUGUAUGCUGAAGGUGGGGGCUGCAAACUGUGUGGCUCUGUGGAGCACUUCAAGAAGGACUGCCCAGAGAAGCAGAACGCAGAGCAGGUGACGGUCGGGCGCUGGACCCCCGGCCUGAGCGCUGACCACGAGGACGUCGCGGCCGCGCCGGCGCCGCAGAGAGCUCAGCCCAAGGCACACAAAGUUGUCACUUUCUGAAGGCCUCCCAGACAGUUCCUCUGCGCUGCUGCACUCCAGAGAGGAUCCAGAAAAUCAUCCAGGCUGUGGAGGAAUUGUUGGUUUUCCAUCUCCCCUCAUUUUCCCAGUUUGUCUCCUGGCUCGCUGGGAUGCUGGGAACAACAGGAACACAGCAAGUGCCUAUUUCAUGAAAGGAAUUGUGGGUGUUCUUUAAAGGUUCUUGUCGGAUUCCAGUUUGGUUUUGCCUUUCCCUUUUAGGAAUAAUGAACUUAUUCCUGCCUAAAUUCCAGCUUGAGCAGCCUGGUGGUGAAGUUACAGAUCAGCCCUGAGGGCUGCCGAGCUUGGGGUGCAGAUCCUGGUGGUUGUGGUUGUUACUCUCAGCCCUUAACCUGAUUUGAGUGUGUUCACUUAGAGAAACCUGUGGUGAAACACACCCCUGAAGAAUUGGACAGCAAGUGAGAAACUGUCUUAGUUUAUUCAUUUAUUUUUCAAAUGCUCAAAAAUGUGCAUGUUUCCAUGCCUUGAUAAGUUGGGGAUAAACUCGUUGUAUUGCUUCAUGGCAGACAAUACUUUUAAAUGGAGACCGCAGCUGUAGAAAAAUUUGUGGGUAUUAAAAAGAAAAAAUUAGGAAACCAACUCCAGAGUUCAGCCACCAGUGCUCCUGGAGAAGUGCAUUCCGAGCUCCCCUCAUGUACUUUCCUUGCAGCAAAAAACAAAUACGAGGAAUGAAAUUGUGCGGAGGUAUUUCAUAUUUGUACAGGCAAUUAUUUUUAAUAAAAUGCUGCUAAAGAA